This is a messenger RNA of Drosophila ficusphila, 5966 nucleotides long. It is a transcript of the gene wtrw, whose product is annotated as transient receptor potential channel pyrexia. Gene Ontology annotation, cellular component: membrane. The transcript is spliced from 3 exons. The coding region runs from base 2607 to 5567 and encodes 986 amino acids. Gene Ontology annotation, biological process: monoatomic ion transport; transmembrane transport. NCBI's taxonomy places the organism in Eukaryota, Metazoa, Arthropoda, Insecta, Diptera, Drosophilidae. Gene Ontology annotation, molecular function: monoatomic ion channel activity; protein binding. The record is from RefSeq and is a predicted model, not a curated record.
GUAAAAUUGAGCAAAUUUCCAUCACAAAAUCAACCAAGUGAGACAUAAACGAUCUCUAUAACCGAGUGCAUCUUAUGAAUAGCAAUUGAGAUUUGUUUACACUCGGUGGUCAGCCUUUGUUGACUGCAAAAUCCUUUAAUUCGUGCACUAUGGCUCAAAUUCAUUUGCAACUGCAUAGGGGCUUGAAUAAAUCUAAAUCGGAUCUAGUAACCUGUGACUGUACGGCGUAGUGUGGGAUGGAGAUGGGCUUGGGCUUCAGGUUCAAGGGCAUUAUGAAAGCAACGCAAAAAUAAAACUUAACUCAGCCCAAUGCGUUCGCUCACAUAAUAACCCCCUUAAGUCCCCCACAAAAGCGCGAGUAAAAUGAAGAAAAAGUGUCAAAUUGAUUUCAAUUAUAAUUGAAUCAACGAGCGGCGAAAGAAAUACCCGAGAAAGUUAACGAACGGCCACGAAGAUCGUCUGGGGAAUCGCCAUUUCCACGGCUCGCUGGCGGCGCAGUUUUCCAAAAUGGCCGGCGGCGGACUGUCAUAACGGGUAAAAAGGCGAAUCGCACUUCCGGGCCGUCGAAAUCAACAAAGGCUCGCCGUCGCUUCGCCGAACGCUCUAUUUAAAGACUAACACAUUUUUGCACAUGCAAAUGUGUAUAAAAAACGUAUUAAUUGAUUAGCCGAUUUCCAGUAAUUCACACAAUGCGGCAAAAGUGGCAACAAACUUGUAAUCACACGGGGGCGUUUUUAAACAAAUAUUUGAUUGGUUUGUUAGCGUGUUUAGACCUCGCAGACUCCAGUCUGAAACCGAAACCACUACACAGACAAAAAAAUCGUUUGGUAAUAGCUUUACAACAUUGUGACAAAAUAUUUUCUCUGUUUCAAAUAGUUUUCUUUAAGAUAACUCUGCUUUACCUUUAAAAUGUUUGUUAAUUCGUAUUUUUGAUUUGACCAUUUCAAAUUUUUUUACUGUGCAGCAAAUUCCUAAUGAUUAAAAAACUGGUUUUUAAACUACGCACAGAUUUUGAUUAAUUUGCUCGCAUAAUUUGAGCCAGCUCAAUUUGGCUGAAGUUUUUUGUCGUUAGCUUAUUUAUCGCCAAAGCUGUUUAAUCAGUCAGCGGAUUUUGUUUUGCCUAAUCAAAGAAAGUUUCUCAUGCGUUGUCGCCAGGCAAACAGAAACUCUUCUUUUUUGCUUUUGUUUUUAUUUUGCAAACAAGUUUGAAAGAUUCCCAGAAUCGCUCGAGAAUUGUUGACAGAAAUGCGAUGCCAAAAGUAAUGGAACCUAAACAAGCUUAACGCUUGGCUAGCUAAUUUAAUCUAAUGUGACACCGUAACUCUCUAGAUUCCUGGCAGUCGUUCCCCUGCAAUUACAUAACCGGGUGGAAAAGCUGAGGAAAUACAAAACUAUUACCAAUAAGCACUCUAGACAUUUGUUUUUAACCAAAACAGAUGUUUGCGAAUUUGUAUAGUACAAAUUUUGGAUUAGCGGAAUUUGUAUACACCUUAAAUAUUAAAUAAAUAUAUAAAUGAGAUUUGUCUAAAAAUAGCCUAAAACCAACAUUAAGUGAAAAUUUUUUAGUUUAAAAAAAAAAAAAAAAAGCUUCAGCUUAUGUUAAGCCCUAUACAAAUUUUGUUAGAUUUUCAAAUUAUUCACUCCUUGCCCUCGGAAUUAUCAUGCACAGUGAAUGAUUCUGACGUUGACAUAAAUUGUAAAUAAUACGAACAAACAAAAUAAAGAAAAAAUAAUCAAAUAGAACAUGGAAGUGUCUAAGGAGGGGCUAAUCCAUAGGUAUAAACGUAACUUGUUAUCUUCUAUAACCCAGAGACCAGAAGCUAUUUUUAGAAGAUACUAAAUACUAAAUACUAAAUUUAUGCAAGACUAUUAAUAAAAUAUGUUGAAAUAAAAACAAAAUUAUUUGGAUCACACCCUGAUCUGGUUAGGAACAACAAUAUAUCUAAAUAAAGGUAUAAUUAUAUACUUUUCUAAAACCCCCAUUGUAAAGAACAGUCAGAACCAGUAGCAUUUUAAGAUAAAUCCCCAUAUAGUCUGGCGAUAAUGCUUAUGGUUGUGAUGGGCUUAUCGCUGCGUCAGAUGGAAAGCGCUUAGAUAACUGCGGCCGCGAGUGUCGCAUCCAACGCACGAAGAGCUAUCUUAGCCGGAGUCCAUCUAUCCAGCCAGUUGGGGAAAGUCACUCAGUCAGUUGGAGGAGUACUCCAAAGAAAAAGUGACGCGAAAAUUAUUAUUUGUGCAGAUAUUGGGGUUGUGGGUGUGCAGAUCCGAAAAAGCUGAAGUCUAUUUGGCAUCGCUCAGCGGGACUGUUUAGAUAGAUAACUCUGGGAAACCUCGGUGCAUAAACAUCUCAUCCAACUAUCGUUGCAGGCUAUCAAAAAGUCAACCAGUCGUUGAAAUUGGGCUAUAAAUUCGCUCUCCGCCGGCGUGUGAUAUUGGAAAGUAACUUUUUCGCAUAUUUAUUGGCCAUUGCAGGCGGCGGUGACAAAAACCUAAGUUGCAUUUGCUUCGGGUUUUUUGCGCAUAUUUGCGCGUUUUAAUUGCAACAAGCAAGAAAGCAGCAGCAUUGACACCGGCGACGAUAGCAGCAGCAACUUCUGGCCGUCACCAUGGAGAAUCUUGGCUAUAAGGAGGGCAGUACGAAACCCCGCCGCAUGACACGUUCGAUCAGCGUCGUUACCAAGACCGAAGUGGAACAGCCACUCACGGAGAAUAAUGCAAAUAACCGUUUCAAAUCGAUUCCACCCAACUUGAUGGUGCGAUGGCGGAACAACACUGACGCCAUGAUCGAAGCCCAGUACCCGACCGCCGGAGAAUUCGAAUACAUGGAGUGUGGACCGUCGCCGCCGGCGGAGAGUGCGCCGAGCAUGUACGAUAGCUUCGAGGAGCCGACCAGCGAGCUGAGCGUCCAGAUAUGCAACGACACGCUGCGGAUCAGCCUGAUCGACCAGAUGAAGAGCGCCGCGGGUCGCGUCAAGCUCUUCGAGGACAUCGAGCAGAGCAACGUGGUGGCCGAGGGCAUCCGGGCGCACUUCGAGUCCGCCUCGAAGCUGGAGAAGAAUCUCAGCUACCUGUGGGCCGCCUACCUCAAGCGCUGGGACCUGAUCGAGAGCCUGCUGGAGGCGGGCGCCGACCUCCACUUCUGCGACCAGAACGGCAUAUCUGCCCUCCACCUGAGCGCCUUCAGUGGCUGCUUGGCCACCUUGGGUCUCCUGGUGGCCAAGGGAUUGAACGUCAAUCUGCAGUCCAAGUGCUACACCCCUCUGCAUUGUGCGGCCUUUGGAAAUGCAGCGGAGGCGGCCAAGUUUCUGAUCAACAACGGAGCGGAGAUAUCCAAGGAUACCAACAAACCAAACUGCGAGGAGAGCCUGCUGCACUGCGCCGUGCGAUCGAAUGCUUUGGAGUGCCUGCAGAUCUUCAUCGGCGAAGGCGCCGAUGUCAACUCGCUCAAACCGAACGGCACCAAUGCCAUUCACCUGGCCGCCGACCUGGGCAACCUGCAGUGCUUGGAGGCCUUGCUGAAUGCUCCCAACGCGGACGCCAAUGUGCGCAUCUGCAUCCGGGAAAAGGAGUCCACCGCUCUGCAUCUGGCAGCGGAUGAGGGCAACGUGGAGUGCGUGGACCUACUGCUGGCCAAGGGUGCGGAUGCCAAGUUGAAGAACCACCGAGGUUUCACGCCCCUCCACCUGGCAGCCAGAACCUCCAGUCUGGAUUGCGUGGAGUCCCUUUUGAGGAACGGCAAUGCGGACGCCAACGCCGAGGACUUCGAUCACCGAACUCCUCUCCACGCGGCAGUGGGAAAGUCCGAGAAUGCCUACGACAUCAUGGAGACCCUCAUCCAGUGGGGGGCCAAUGUCAACCACAAGGAUAUCUAUGGGUUCACGGCUCUCCACCUGGCUGCACUGGAUGGCCUGGUGCAGUGCGUAGAAAUGCUGAUAUUUCACGGGGCGGAUGUGACCACCAAGUCGAAGAAGGGCACUUCGGCGCUGAACGUGAUCACCCGGAAGACUCCGGCUUCGGUGGCCAUGAUCAGACAAAAACUGGACGCGGCCAUUACGCUGCAUCAUUCGCAGGACCCCGUCAAUCGCGAAGUGGAACUGGAGCUGGACUUCCGUCAGCUGCUGCAGCACUGUCAUCCGCGCGAGAUCAGCUACCUGAACACGUUCGUCGACGAGGGUCAGAAGGAGAUUCUGGAGCACCCGCUCUGUUCCUCGUUUCUGUACAUCAAGUGGGGCAAGAUCCGCAAGUACUACAUCGGCAGGCUGAUCUUCUGCUUCAGCUUCGUGCUCUUCCUCACGCUCUACGUGCUGACAGCUCUGGCCCACAACUGCUACAAUGGCAGCAAGAACGAUAACACCACGAUUCCGGCACAGGAGCUCUGCCAGAAGCAGUCCAUCCUGGGAGACAUGCUGCGGAACAACCCCUUCGUGAUGGAGAUGCAGUGGUGGGUUCUGGUCGCGAUCACCAUAGUGGAGAUAUUCAGAAAGCUGUACGGGAUCACGGGCUACUCGUCAUUUAGGCACUAUGUGACGCAGGUGGAGAACAUCAUGGAGUGGUUCGUGAUCACCAGCGUGUUUGUUAUAUCCUAUAUCUACACGAACAAGACGUACACGUUCCAAAACCACAUAGGCGCCUUUGCCGUGCUGCUCGGUUGGACGAACCUGAUGUUAAUGAUCGGCCAGCUUCCGGUCUUCGAUGUCUAUGUGGCCAUGUACACCAGAGUCCAGGGAGAGUUCGCCAAGCUAUUCAUGGCCUACUCCUGCAUGCUGAUUGGGUUCACCAUCAGUUUCUGCGUCAUCUUUCCCUCGUCGUCGUCAUUUGCCAAUCCUUUCAUGGGUUUCAUAACAGUCCUGGUAAUGAUGAUUGGUGAACAGGAUCUGUCGCUACUGAUCAACGAUCCCGAGGGCAAGGAUCCCCCCUUCUUGCUGGAAGUCAGUGCACAAAUCACCUUUGUGCUCUUUCUGCUGUUCGUGACCAUCAUCCUAAUGAACUUGCUGGUGGGCAUAGCAGUCCAUGAUAUCCAGGGCUUAAAGAAGACCGCCGGAUUGUCCAAACUAGUGCGACAGACCAAGCUGAUCAGCUACAUUGAGUCGGCGUUGUUCAAUGGCUACCUGCCCACCUGGCUAAGGAACCUGCUGCACUACACAGCGUUGGUUUCUCCACAGGCUUACAGGGUGGUUCUAUGUGUCAAGCCACUUAAUCCCAGCGAAAAGCGAUUGCCUAGAGACAUUCUAAUGAAGGCCUACGAAGUCGGCAAGAUGCGAAAGCAUUUCGGACAUACGGUGUCCUCGAAAAAUUCAGCCGAGAACUAUUUGUCGUACAAGAACAAGUACAACAAUAAUAAUGGCGCUACUACGGGAUAUGUUCUACCCGAUCCAGAUCCGGAUGCAGGCCAAUUCAACACACUAACCACCAAGAUCGAUGACAAUGCUGAUCGGAUUGAGUUCCUCACCCAGGAGAUCCAGGAGCUGAAGCAGGCGCUCAUAUCGCAGCAGCAGCAGGCCAGCAAAGUCAUCGACAAGCUGCUGAUUGUGAUUUCCAAUCAGCAGAAGCAGAAUCUGCGCAAGUAGCAUGCAUUUAGUGCACUCCUUUCGGAAUAUUUUUAGAUCAGAUUUAGAUGCUUCCUAGGCGUAAGGUGGGUCGUUCAGAUCCCAAAACCAAUCCAGAACAUUGUUGAUAUUAUCGUAGCAGCGAGUUGUAGUUAAACCAAUUUUGAUAUCGAUGCGCCAGGCGCCCUAUACAUACGCUAUAUAGCCAUAUACCACACCAUACUACACUAUUAUCGAUAUAAAUACUAUAAAUAGCAGUUAGUAGUUAAAUUAGAGGCGAGCAGUUGGCAGGAUUGAUUUGUGGCUGGUUUCAGGCUGUGUCUUUGUUGUUUUGGCGUUGUCGUCAGAGAAUCGUUUAUAUAGUAAUUUAAUGCAAAUUUUUAUUCUUAAUAAAAUGUAUGCUUUAUAUAUUGUUAUGAA